Lodderomyces jiufengensis is the source of this 2328-nucleotide messenger RNA. It is a transcript of the gene CBK1, whose product is annotated as serine/threonine protein kinase. The record is from RefSeq and is a predicted model, not a curated record. Gene Ontology annotation, molecular function: protein serine/threonine kinase activity; ATP binding. Gene Ontology annotation, biological process: peptidyl-threonine phosphorylation; actomyosin structure organization. The coding region runs from base 1 to 2328 and encodes 775 amino acids. Gene Ontology annotation, cellular component: cytoskeleton; cytoplasm. NCBI's taxonomy places the organism in Eukaryota, Fungi, Ascomycota, Pichiomycetes, Serinales, Debaryomycetaceae. The transcript has a single exon.
AUGAAUUUUGAUCAACUAACAGACGAGCAAAAACAACAGCUAUAUAUACAGCACUUACAACAACAACAACAACAGCAACUACAGCAACAACAGUACUACCAGCAACAGCAACAACAACAACAAAAUGUAUACAAACAUCCAAAUCAUCAACAACCUCAAACAAAUCAAUUUAUAAACAAUAUAGCUGACGAGAGUUACAUGGAUGAGGAUACUACUCAGGUUAUAGAAGAACCACCAGUAUUGUUAGAAGAACAUUCACCAAUUAGAAAUCAACAACAUUUACAACCACAAGACAGUACAUCAAGUUUUCUUCAAAAUUCAAUUCCAUCACCUAGAUUUGCACAAAAUGAUCAAUUUGAUUAUUCGACAAAUUCAAAUAAUAAUGGAUUUAAUAAAAAUGUCCAGUUUCAUUCAGUAGAUUCAAUGAAUUUUCAACCACCAAUUAAUAAUUUCACUCAAUUAAAUAAUAACUCAAGUACAAAUUUAUCAGAAAUUAGUAGUGGUAAUAAUUCAGUUAUAUCAAAUCCUCAAUUAACAAAUAAUCAAGAUUUAACUCCUCCGCCACAUACUCCUACAUCAGCUCAAAUACCGCAUCAACAACAGCAUCAAUACCAAAAUCAAUCACAGAUAUCACAACAGCAGCAACAAUUGCAAGCCCAAAGUUAUACGACACCACCAUCUUCAAGAGGAGUUACUACACCUCAACAGCAGCAACAACAACAACAGCAAUCAAAACAGAUUCAACAACCACAUCAAUUUCAGCCUCAACAACAACAACAACAACAACAACAACAACCACAACCACAACAACAGCAACAACAACAGCAACAACAACCAUCAAAUUUUGUUGAGUUUCAUAGACAGCCUCAUUUAUUACCAAAUGAAAUUCAAGACCGUGGUAAAGCUAUAAAAUUAAGAAUGGAAAAUUUUUAUACAAUGUCUGUAAAUCAUGCAAUUGAAAGAAAUCAAAGAAGAAUGAAUAUGGAACAAAAAUUAAUUGAAGAAGGUAGUGGAGUAUCAGAAGAAAGGAAAAACCGUCAUAUUCAAAAUUAUAGCAAGAAAGAAACUCAAUUUUUGAGGUUAAGAAGAACAAAAUUAUGUUUAGAAGAUUUUGAUACUAUAAAAGUUAUUGGUAAAGGUGCAUUUGGAGAAGUUAGAUUAGUUCAAAAGAAAGAUAAUGGUCAUAUAUAUGCCAUGAAAACUUUAUUAAAAUCAGAAAUGUAUAAAAAGGAUCAAUUAGCUCAUGUUAGAGCAGAAAGAGAUGUUUUAGCAAAUAGUGAUUCUCCAUGGGUUGUUUCAUUAUUUUAUUCAUUUCAAGAUUCCCAAUAUCUUUAUUUAAUUAUGGAAUAUUUACCAGGUGGUGAUUUAAUGACAAUGUUAAUUAGAUGGCAAAUUUUUACUGAAGAUAUUACAAGGUUUUAUAUGGCUGAAUGUGUUUUAGCAUUAGAAGCUAUACAUAAAUUAGGGUUUAUUCAUCGUGAUAUUAAACCUGAUAAUAUAUUAAUUGAUAGAAGAGGUCAUAUAAAGUUAAGUGAUUUUGGUUUAUCAACUGGUUUUCAUAAAACUCAUGAUUCAAAUUAUUAUAAAAAAUUAUUAGAAGAAAAUCCAAGUAAUCCAUUACAAGCUAAUCAAUUAACUACUAAUGGUCAUGGUCAUAAUACAAUGAAUGGUAGAAAUUCAAUGAUGGUUGAUGCAAUUCAUUUAACAAUGUCAAAUAGACAACAAAUGCAAACAUGGAGAAAAUCAAGAAGAUUAAUGGCUUAUUCAACAGUAGGAACACCAGAUUAUAUAGCACCAGAAAUCUUUGUACAUCAAGGAUAUGGACAAGAAUGUGAUUGGUGGUCUUUAGGAGCAAUUAUGUUUGAAUGUUUAGUUGGUUGGCCACCAUUUUGUGCAGAAUCACCACAUGAAACUUAUAGAAAAAUUAUAAAUUGGCAAGAAACUUUACAAAUUCCAGAUGAUGUACAUUUAUCUCCAGAAGCAGAAGAUUUAAUUAAAAAAUUAUUAACAUCAUCAGAUCAAAGAUUAGGUAGAUAUGGAGGAGCAGAAGAAAUUAAAACUCAUCCUUUUUUUCGAGGUGUUGAUUGGGAAACUAUUAGAAAAGUUGAUGCACCAUUUAUACCAAAAUUAAGAUCUAUUACUGAUACAAGAUUUUUCCCAACUGAUGAAUUAGAAAAUAUUCCUGAAAAUCCAGUAUUAAUAAAAGCAAUGGAACAAAGAGAAUUAGAUGCUAAAAAUGGUGGUAGAAAAAAUCCAAAAGAAGAUUUACCAUUUAUUGGUUAUACUUAUUCAAGAUUUGAUUACCUUACUAAAAAAAAUGCUUUAUAA